UCACAGAGUUGAUUAAAUCUGACCUGAUGUCAUCACUUCACUUCACAGUUUUACUGUGUGUCUGACACUUAUAUUCGUGAAUGCGGGAGUCUGGGAUUAAAUGUUCAGUAAUUAUGGAGGGUUCCACGAUUAAAAGUCGGAUUAAAAAUCUUCUGCGCUCGCCUUCAAUGAAACUGAGGAAGAAUCGACGCGGAAUGAAGGAGAAUCAGUCCAGUAAGGUGACGUUAGAGCGAGUUCUGGGUAUCACGACUGCAGGAACCAGCGGUUUAACAUGUGACCCAAACUCUGGGACGGUGGCGUAUCCAGCCGGGUGUGUUGUUGUGUUACUGAAUCCAGCAAAAAACAGCCAACAGCACCUCAUCAACUCCUCCAGAAAAACUAUCAGCGCAUUGUCGUUCUCCUCCGAUGGCAAAUAUCUCGUCACAGGAGAGUGCGGUCAUCUUCCUGCAGUGCGUGUUUGGGACGUGUGUGAAGGGAUGCAGGUCGCCGAGUUACAGCAGCAUAAAUACGGCGUGUCGUGUGUGGCGUUCUCUCCCAACAGUAAAUACAUCGUCAGCGUGGGCUCGCAGCAUGACAUGAGCGUCAACGUCUGGGCCUGGAAGAAACGCACACUGGUGGCCGCUAACAAGGUGUCCUGUAAGGUGACGGCGGUGUCGUUCUCUGAAGACAGCUCACAUUUUGUCACCGCAGGGAACCGGCAUGUUCGAUUCUGGUACCUGGAACCCUCUCUCUCUAAAAAGCUGUCCACACCCGUCCCGUUAAUGGGACACUCCGGUCUGCUCGGAAAACUUCAGAACAACUUCUUCUGUGACGUGGCAUGUGGCCGCGGGCAGAAGUCCAACAGCACGUUCUGCAUCACGUCAUCGGGGUUACUGUGUGAGUUUAAUCACAGGAGAAUUCUGGAGAAAUGGGUCGACCUGCAGACGAUUUCAGCGCGCUCUCUGUCUGUCACGGAUGAUCUGAUCUUCUGCGGGUGUGCGAACGGAACGGUGCGUGUCUUCAGCGCACCUGACUUGAGAUUUAUCUGCACGCUGCCACGCCCACAUCACCUGGGCAUCGACGUGGCAGCGGUCACUCAGGCGAGUCAUCUGUUCUUCAGGAAACCUGAUGCCCAUUAUCCUGACUCCGUGGCGCUGACCUUUGACCCUGUGAACCGCUGGCUGUCAUGUGUGUAUAAUGAUCACAGUAUAUACGUGUGGAGCACGCGAGAUCUGCGGCGAGUGGACAAAGUUCACUCGGCCCUCUAUCACUCGGCCGCUGUGUGGGAUUUACAGAUGUAUUCAAAAGACUCCGGUGUGUGUAAGUCUGGUCCGGGAUCCUCUGAAAUGUUCUUCAGCUGUUCGACUGACAACACCGUUCGGAUGUGGAGCGCAGACGGUGUUCCCGACUCCACCAGCGGCAACGUGUUAAGCGAUGAUCUUCAUAAAGUGAUGUACAUGGAUGAUAACAGCGCCUCCUUGCGGGACAUCGAGGGAACUGCGAUCGUCUCAGAUAAACCCGAGGGCUGCAUGUCCGACUGCAGAAGUGGCAUCAGAAGCAUCUGUGUGAGUCCAGAUGGCAGACAGCUGGCAUCAGGAGACCGAAGUGGCACACUCAGGGUUCAUGACUUGACCUGCAUGAAGGAGAUUCUGCGAUCUGAAGUGCACGAGUCUGAGAUCUUGAGUCUACAAUACUCCAAACCACAUACAGAUAUGAAUCUUCUGGCCACAGCGAGUCGAGAUCGUUUGAUUCAUGUGUUGGAUGUUGAUGAAGACUACAGUCUGCUGCAGACGCUGGAUGAGCACUCUUCAUACAUCACUGCAGUACACUUCACUGCCAGUGAAGGGAGAGUGCGUUUGAUCAGCUGUGGAGCAGAUAAGAGUGUGUACAUCCGCACCGCUCACAGGACCGUCAGAGGAACCGAAUUCAAACGCACGCACCAUGUGGUGCGUAAAACCUCUCUGAAUGACAUGGACAUUGAUCCGACAUGCAAGUAUGCGGCCGUGGGCUGUCAGGACCGAAGCAUCAGAGUGCUGAACGUCAGCAGCGGGAAAAUAAAGAGAUCUUAUAAAGGCUCUCAGACUGACGACGGCAGUUUAUUAAAGGUUCAGAUCGACCCGUCUGGGCUGUUUGUGGCCUCAAGCUGCUCUGAUAAAAACAUAAGUCUGUUUGAUUUCCACACGGGAGAAUGUCUCGCAGCCGUGUUCGGACAUUCAGAAAUCAUCACAGGUUUAAAGUUCACCAGUGACUGUAGACGUCUGAUCUCAGCAUCAGGAGACAGCUGUAUCUUCAUAUGGCGACUCGCUCCAGAACUGACCAUCAACAUGAGCGAGCGACUGUCGCGACUCAAACAGCGUCACACCGUUAAAAACACCCCGUUCAGAUGCUCGUCUGCGAGUGAUUUUACACUGAACGGUUCCUCCUUCAUGAGCUGCUCCUCUGAGAGUGACCGAGAGGUAGAUGAAAGUUUGGGAAGAUCUGAAGGUAACGAAGGUCAUCAGGACGGCUGUCAUCGUCUGUCUGUGUCUGAGACCAGCAUUGAAGAGGAACCAGGUGCAUCUGAUGAAGGAAAUGAUUGCAAACCAGUUCAGGGUUCAUCUGUGGACUCGAGUCCGUGUGGAGUGGCGUCUCGGCCGCGGAGGCGCUGGUCGUCUCGUAUCGGCUCUCUGGAGCUCAUGGUGAAGUCCAUGAUGGAGCUUCGGCAACUGGAUUCUCUUUCUGAAGAAGCAGGUCGGAACCGAAGCUUCACUGAGCCGAUCAGAACGGAAGGACGAGGAAGCACCGUUAGUCUGCAGGAAUGCAGUAAGAAGCGUCGAGCGCGUCCUCACUCGGCGUGGUUGACUCCAGCCUCUAAACCAGAACCCGAUGGUGUCGUGUUGUACCCAGAACACUGUACCAGCAGAACCAGUUUGCCUGGACCUACAGACCAGGUUCAGAGUCCCGCUGAGGGGGGACAGGAGAGAGAAGACACUCCGAGUCCUGUCAGUGGAUUCUCUAUGGGCUACUGCAGUGGAGCUUCCAGUCCAGAUCAACAGCUUGGCGACUCGGAUGACCCACAGCCGCUCAGCUCUGAUGAUGAACUGUGUGAGCGAGUGGAAGUGUUAGACUCUGAGAGGAAGCAGAUCUCUAAUUCGGAGAGUUUUCGUCAUGAGGACUUCCUUGAGGCGCUGUCAGACGGCACUGGUGCUGGGACUCGACUCAGACCUGACGGCAUCGUCUCGGCACACUUCCUUGGCCAGAAGUCCACCUCCAGGACUGGCACUCUGUUUAAAGCUAGUAACUGUAGUACAAGUGUGAAAGUGAUGCCCACCGUCAAAUCCCUGAUUGAGGAGAAGCAUCGAGAGGACGAUAGACAGACAAUCGCUCCAGAGCGAGAGACCGUCCUGUGGUCCAGCACACAGAGGAGUCACCCGUACCUGACCCGAGUCUCCAGCCCCAUUAGCAAACCUUCAGCAGGACUCCAGAAAUCUGCUUCAGGGCAAUGUCUGCCCACAGACACAUGCAAGUCCCUGACUUCAUCCCGUCUGCGUCGAGAGGCGCGUCCUAUCCUGCCGAAGCUCAUCAUGGAGAAGAACGAGUGCAGAUCUCAGCGCCCUUCUCCCUCCGCUCCAUCCUCCCCACAGUCCUGGGAAAGUCCAAAGUCCAGUCGGCCUCUCCGAGCUCGUUCUUACAUGAGUCCCACCACCAGCUCCAGAGCCAAAAUCACACGCUCCGUGUCCAUCGGGGAGGACCUGCAUUUGGUCACCGGUUCUGGCGAGAUCUUACCAAGCACGUCUCCUUCCAGCCCGUCCCGCAUGAACUCUCCAUUCCCAUCAUAUCCGUCUUCAACAACUCCGGCCGAACCAAAACAUACUGGUCCUAAAGCUCUUCCAUCAAAAGCGGUGAAACCUCGCCUCUGUCAGAGGAUGAGCAGCCCGUUCUCUGAAUGGUCGAGCAGAUCCACCACAAGAACUUUCCACGAAGACUCUUCUGUUGAGUUUCAAGCUCUUCAUGUUGAAGCAAACAUUGACUCCGGUCCGACGGAAAGUGUCAUCACCCCUCGUCCUGAAGACCAGCAACCUCAUGAGCUAUUCUGCCACGCUCUUCAGCGUGAACGCCCUCAAGUGGCCGUCAAGGCGUUCUCGGUGACUUGUGACAUGACUGCUGAUCAAGAGUGUGCAGUCAGUGUGGAGGUGUGCAGACGGGCCGCAGCUGAUCUGUUCUCUAGUGUUCAGAGAACAACACAACUCUACAGGACGCUGGUGUCGUGUGCCGGCGCUGUGGAGCAGCAGCAGAUGUUGGCAGAUGUGUUACUGCAGGUGCGUUCAGAGCUGGAUUCAGUCACACCUGCACCUGUGAUGAAGACGAUGAUGAUGAUGGAAGAGGAGAAGAACACGCUCUCAUUACUGGAACAAUACUCACAACUCCUGCUGCAGUCUGUGGAGAAGAGACUACAACAGCACAUCUGACACGCGUGUGUACGGGUCAGUUCAUGAGGUCUCAUGGGAUAUUUAAAUAAGAGUUUUAAAUCAUUCUUUUCUCACAUGUGAUUUGUGUAAUUGUACAUUUUUAAUUGCUUUGAAUAUGAAUUUUAAUUUGUUUUAUUGCCAAAAAUGUUUGUCUAUGCAUGUUUUUAUUGACACUAAUGACCCAUAAAGUGUCAUUUAUCGGUGAAGAUUUUAUCCAUUUGUUUUUAUGUACUUGUGAUGAUGUCAUUGUGAGUUUAUCUGUUGUGUAUCAAGAGUUGCACAGAGUUAUUACACU
Molecule: messenger RNA, 4722 nt
Organism: Xyrauchen texanus (razorback sucker)
Lineage: Eukaryota; Metazoa; Chordata; Actinopteri; Cypriniformes; Catostomidae
Product: mitogen-activated protein kinase-binding protein 1-like
Exons: 29
Coding region: 81-4427 (1448 amino acids)
Molecular function (GO): protein binding
Source: RefSeq, a predicted model, not a curated record